Molecule: messenger RNA, 863 nt
Organism: Leptopilina boulardi
Lineage: Eukaryota; Metazoa; Arthropoda; Insecta; Hymenoptera; Figitidae
Product: mannose-P-dolichol utilization defect 1 protein homolog
Exons: 5
Coding region: 100-837 (245 amino acids)
Biological process (GO): oligosaccharide biosynthetic process
Source: RefSeq, a predicted model, not a curated record
CUGCUUGAGCCAGCUGUUCAAUGCUCCUUUCCUCAUUCCAAUAUUCCAAAUUCCAACCUAUACUUGUAAUAAUAUUUCUAUAAGAUAAAAUCAAAUAAAAUGGGGCAUGUUAUACGUCAAGCGGCCUUAUUUUUACUCUCAGAACAAUGUAUAAAACGAUAUUUCGACGAAUAUGACUUUUUACAUGUUGAAUGUUUUAAACAAACUCUUAGCAAAGGUUUGGGGAUACUAAUUAUUCUGGGAUCUUUACUUGUAAAAGUGCCACAGAUUGUUAAAAUUCUUAAUAACAAAAGUGCCGAGGGAAUCAAUCCCUUCAGUGUAAUUCUAGAUUUAUUCGCAAUUACUGCCGUUGUAUCAUACAGUUUUGCAAAUAAAUUUCCAUUUAGUGCCUGGGGUGAUGGAGUAUUUUUAGGAUUACAAACAUUAACAAUUGUAAUGCUUGUAAUGCAUUAUAAUGGCCAGACUGCAAAAGCAUCGGCAUUUCUUGCAGCUUAUACAGCAUUACUUGCUGCAGUUUUUAGUAAUUCAAUUCCUUUGAAAGUUCUUUGGGUUGGACAAACAAUAGUUAUACCAAUUCUUCUCACCAGCAGAUUUAUGCAAGCUCGUACAAAUUAUUUAAAUGGAAAUACAGGCCAACUUUCAGCAGUGACUGGUUUCAUGCUCUUUUUUGGUUCUCUUGCAAGAAUUUUCACAUCGAUACAAGAAACUGGUGAUUAUAGCAUGAUAAUUAUGUAUAUUUGUUCAACAUCUGCAAAUGCCGUUAUUGUUUUACAAUUAUUAUUUUAUUGGAAUGUCACACCAAAGAAAUCACUCGAAUCGAGAAAGAAGAAAGAAUAAAGAAUAAGAUUUUAUAUAGAAAAAUA